Messenger RNA from Microdochium trichocladiopsis, 1497 nucleotides. RefSeq names its product iron-containing alcohol dehydrogenase-domain containing protein. NCBI's taxonomy places the organism in Eukaryota, Fungi, Ascomycota, Sordariomycetes, Xylariales, Microdochiaceae. Bases 1 to 1497 code for a protein of 498 amino acids. Gene Ontology annotation, molecular function: metal ion binding; alcohol dehydrogenase (NAD+) activity. The transcript has 3 exons. Gene Ontology annotation, cellular component: mitochondrion. The record is from RefSeq and is a predicted model, not a curated record.
AUGGUUGCAGCUGUUCGCGUGGCGCCCACGGCCGCCUCGAGAGCCGCCAGCCUGCUCCGGACCGUCCAGUACACACACCCGCCCUCGUGUCCCUGCCACUCCAACCCGGGCCACCACCACCACCAUGCAAAGCCCCAGGUCGAGUCGUAUGCCCGCCGCGCCGGCCAGCGUGCCUUUGCCUCUCCCAUGGACCCGUCAAAGCAAAAGGAGUACGCCUUUGAGAUGGCCGCCUCGUCCAUCCGCUUCGGCCCAGGCGUCACCCAGGAGGUCGGCAUGGACCUCAAGAACAUGCAGGCCAAGCGCGUCUGCGUCGUGACCGACUCGACUGUCGCCAAGCUCACCGCCAUUGCCCAGGUCAAGGAGGCCCUGACCCGCGAGGGCAUCGAGUUCACCAUCUUUGACAAGGUCCGCGUCGAGCCCAAAGACAGCUCCAUCAAAGAAGCAAUUGCCUUCUCCAAGCCCUACCAGCCAGACGCCUACCUCGCCGUGGGCGGCGGGUCCGUCAUCGACACGGCCAAGCUGAUGAACCUGUACACCGAGUACCCGGACGCCGACUUUCUCGACUUUGUCAACGCGCCGCUGGGCAAAGGGCGGCCCGUCGACAAGAAGCUCAAGCCGCUCAUCGCGAUCCCCACGACGGCGGGGACGGGCAGCGAGACGACCGGCACCGCCAUCUUCGACCUCGUGGCCAAGCGGGCCAAGACGGGCGUCGCGCACCGCAACCUCAAGCCCACGCUGGGCAUCUGCGACCCCCUGAACACGCGCACCAUGCCCUCGGCAGUCAAGGCGAGCUCCGGGCUCGACGUGCUGUGCCACUCGCUCGAGUCGUGGACCGCGAUCCCCUUCAACGAGCGCACCCCUCGCCCGACCAACCCGAUCCUGCGCCCCGCGUACCAGGGUGCCAACCCCAUCAGCGACAUCUUCUCGCUCAGCGCCCUGCGGUCCACGGUCAAGUACCUGCCCCGCGCGGUGCGGGACCCGGACGACUUCGAGGCCCAGAGCGAGAUGCUGCUCGCCGCGACCCUCGCGGGCGUCGGGUUCGGCAACGCGGGCGUGCACCUCUGCCACGGCAUGUCGUACCCCAUCUCGGGCCAGAACCCAGGAUACCAGCACGCCGGCUACGCCGUGCCAUUCCCCAUCAUCCCGCACGGCGUAUCCGUCGCCGUCUCGGCCCCCGCAGUGUUCCGCUUCACCGCGGCGUCAAACCCAGACCGGCACCUCGCGGCCGCCGAGGCGUUCGGGGUCGACAUUAGCAACGUGAAGCGCGAGGACGCGGGCGCGGUGCUGGCCGACGCCAUCACAGAGUUCCUCGAAGAGCUGGGCGACCAGCCUAAGGGGCUCAAGGACCUGGGUUUUACGGGGGAGCACAUCGACGCGCUGGUCGAGGGCACGAUCCCCCAGCAGAGGGUGCUCAUGCUGGCUCCGGGACUGGAUGCCGAGCUGCAGAGGGAGAAGGACCAGCUGAGGGGGCUUUUUGAGGAUGCCAUGACGCAUUAG